Hibiscus syriacus is the source of this 487-nucleotide messenger RNA. Its product is annotated as cytochrome b-c1 complex subunit 6-like. The record is from RefSeq and is a predicted model, not a curated record. Gene Ontology annotation, biological process: mitochondrial electron transport, ubiquinol to cytochrome c. NCBI's taxonomy places the organism in Eukaryota, Viridiplantae, Streptophyta, Magnoliopsida, Malvales, Malvaceae. The transcript has 5 exons. The coding region runs from base 109 to 318 and encodes 69 amino acids.
UUUUCCCCCGCAGGGAGGAGAGGGUUUCCGUAGCUUAGAAUUUUUUCUGCACCUACCCCAAAGGUAACCUCCAAAGCACGCUCUGUUAAGUUAUUCAUUUCAUUUGCUAUGGCGGAUGAGGAACCUGUUGAUCAGAAGCAGUAUCUUGAAGAGGGUUGCAAGCCUAAAUGUGUGAAACAGCUUCGUUCUUACGAGGCAUGUGUUAAGAGGAUUGAAGGUGAUGAAAGUGGUCACAAGCAUUGCACUGGCCAAUAUUUUGACUACUGGGCUUGUAUCGAUAAAUGUGUUGCACUAACUCUAUUCUCGAAACUGAAAUAAAUGGGGAUCAAUGCUGUGUAACAUUAGCAUCAUGUCCUGCUUUUUUGAGUUCAAAAGCCAGUUGAUUGUUUCAUAAACUAUAUAUAUCCUUCUAUCUUAAACUUGAGAUAAUGCCUGCUGCGAUGCUUACGGCUUAUUUGAGAACUGGUAACAUUUUUUGUUGUGUUUU